CUUCCCUGCCUAUGCCCUGGUGAGGUAGGCAGUGUAAAAAUUGUGUCUGAUUCUCCUCACAGCGAAUCCAACAACAUCCGUCAAAAUGGUGAACUUCACCAUAGACCAGAUCCGUGCCAUCAUGGACAAAAAGUCCAACAUCCGUAACAUGUCUGUGAUUGCUCACGUGGACCACGGUAAAUCCACUUUGACUGACUCGCUGGUGUCCAAGGCUGGUAUCAUCGCUUCAGCCCGUGCUGGAGAAACACGCUUUACUGACACAAGAAAAGAUGAGCAGGAGCGCUGCAUCACCAUCAAGUCCACUGCUAUCUCCUUGUUCUAUGAGCUGAGUGACAACGACUUGUCAUUCAUCAAGCAGAGCAAGGAUGGUUCUGGCUUUCUGAUUAACCUUAUCGAUUCCCCUGGGCACGUUGACUUCUCCUCAGAAGUGACUGCUGCUCUGCGUGUCACUGAUGGAGCCCUGGUGGUGGUUGACUGCGUGUCUGGAGUGUGUGUGCAGACCGAGACUGUGCUGAGACAAGCUAUUGGUGAGAGGAUCAAGCCAGUGCUGAUGAUGAACAAGAUGGACCGUGCCCUGCUGGAGCUGCAGUUGGAGCCAGAGGAACUGUACCAAACUUUCCAGCGCAUUGUGGAGAACGUCAACGUCAUCAUUUCCACCUAUGGUGAGGAUGAAACUGGACCCAUGGGCAACAUCAUGAUUGAUCCCGUUGUUGGUACCGUUGGAUUUGGUUCUGGACUCCACGGCUGGGCUUUUACCCUAAAACAGUUUGCUGAAAUGUACGUGAUGAAGUUUGCUGCCAAGGGAGAUGCCCAGCUGUCACCAGCUGAUCGCUGCAAGAAAGUGGAGGACAUGAUGAAGAAACUUUGGGGUGAAAGGUUUUUUGACCCUGCUACUGGUAAAUUUAGCAAAUCUCCCAAUGGACCCGAUGGCAAGAAGCUCCCCAGAACCUUCGCCCAGCUCAUCCUGGAUCCCAUCUUCAAAGUUUUUGAUGCCAUCAUGCACUUCAAGAAAGAGGAAACCGCUAAGCUGAUCGAAAAGCUGGACAUCAAGCUUGACACUGAGGACAAAGAGAAGGAGGGCAAGCCUCUGCUGAAGUCUGUGAUGCGUCGCUGGCUGCCAGCUGGUGAAGCCCUGCUUCAGAUGAUUACCAUUCACCUCCCCUCACCUGUGACGGCUCAGAAAUACCGUUGUGAGCUGCUGUAUGAAGGACCUGGUGACGAUGAAGCUGCCAUGGGUAUUAAGAACUGUGACCCCAAAGCUCCACUUAUGAUGUACAUCUCAAAAAUGGUGCCGACUACUGACAAGGGUCGUUUCUAUGCUUUCGGUCGUGUCUUCUCUGGCUCUGUCUCCACUGGUCUGAAGGUUCGCAUUAUGGGACCAAAUUACACCCCUGGAAAGAAGGAAGAUCUUUACCUGAAGCCUAUCCAGAGAACCAUUCUGAUGAUGGGCCGUUACGUCGAGCCUAUUGAAGAUGUGCCUUGUGGUAACAUUGUCGGUCUGGUUGGCGUGGACCAGUUUUUGGUGAAGACCGGAACCAUCACCACCUUCGAACAAGCCCAUAACAUGCGUGUGAUGAAGUUUAGUGUCAGCCCUGUGGUGAGAGUUGCUGUUGAGGCCAAGAACCCUGCAGACUUGCCCAAACUGGUGGAGGGUCUGAAGCGUCUGGCCAAGUCCGACCCCAUGGUGCAGUGCAUCAUUGAGGAGUCUGGUGAGCAUAUCAUCGCUGGUGCUGGAGAGCUGCAUCUUGAGAUCUGCUUGAAGGACCUUGAGGAGGACCAUGCCUGCAUUCCAUUGAAGAAAUCCGACCCAGUUGUGUCAUACAGAGAGACCGUGUCCGAGGAGUCCAAAAUAAUGUGCCUGUCCAAGUCCCCCAACAAACACAAUCGUCUGUUCAUGAAGGCUUGUCCUCUGGCUGAGGGUCUGCCUGAGGAUAUUGACAAAGGUGAUGUCACUGCCAGGCAGGAGAUGAAGGCUCGUGCUCGUUACCUAGCUGAGAAGUAUGAAUGGGAGGUGACCGAGGCUCGUAAGAUCUGGUGCUUUGGCCCUGAUGGAACUGGCCCCAACGUUUUGGUUGACGUGACCAAGGGAGUGCAGUACCUUAACGAGAUCAAGGACAGUGUGGUGGCUGGCUUCCAGUGGGCUAGCAAGGAGGGUGUGCUUUGCGAGGAGAACAUGCGUGGCAUUCGCUUCGACGUCCAUGAUGUGACACUUCACACAGAUGCCAUCCACCGUGGUGGUGGCCAGAUCAUUCCAACUGCUCGUAGAGUGCUUUAUGCCUGCCAGCUGACUGCUGAGCCCAGACUUCUUGAGCCUGUUUAUCUGGUGGAGAUCCAGUGUCCUGAGGCUGUUGUUGGUGGCAUCUAUGGUGUACUGAACAGAAAGAGAGGUCUGGUGUUUGAGGAGUCCCAGGUCAUGGGAACACCCAUGUUCGUGGUCAAGGCUUACUUGCCUGUCAAUGAGUCUUUCGGAUUUACCGCUGACCUUCGUUCCAACACUUCUGGCCAGGCCUUCCCACAGUGUGUGUUUGACCACUGGCAGAUCCUGCCUGGAGACCCAAUGGAUGGAGCAAGCAAGCCCGCACAGGUCGUUGUUGACACACGCAAGCGUAAGGGGCUCAAGGAAGGAAUCCCUGCUCUGGAUAACUACUUGGACAAAUUGUAAAGAUCCUCCACCUUUCCCCUCACUGAGGGACUGGACUGUACAGACCAAGAGCACUAAUGCUUGCCAAACAUCAUGACAUACUAUCGAUAAAAUAUAAAAAAAGAAUAUGUUAAUAAAGGAAAUAAAAAUU
Trichomycterus rosablanca is the source of this 2792-nucleotide messenger RNA. Its product is annotated as elongation factor 2b. Gene Ontology annotation, cellular component: ribonucleoprotein complex; cytosol. The transcript is spliced from 13 exons. Bases 86 to 2662 code for a protein of 858 amino acids. Gene Ontology annotation, molecular function: translation elongation factor activity; ribosome binding; GTPase activity. Lineage: Eukaryota; Metazoa; Chordata; Actinopteri; Siluriformes; Trichomycteridae. The record is from RefSeq and is a predicted model, not a curated record. Gene Ontology annotation, biological process: translational elongation.